AUGCUGACUUCGUGGCUCGCGCUCGCGCUCUUGUCCGUGCCGGGCAUUGCGCUUGCCGACGGCAUUGACGACUACGACGCGCGCGCGCAAGCGAUUGUCGACAGCUUCUCGACGGCUCAAGUGGUGGGUCAAAUGACACAAUUGACGCUGUCGGAAAUCAUGAACAGCACCUCUCGGGACCUCAACGAAACGGCCGUGCGUGAAUACGCGCGACUGAACGUCGGGUCGUACCUCAAUACGUACUGGGAGAGCCCCGUGGAUGGCGUCUAUGGCUACAACGCGUCAGAGUUCCGAUCGUUGAUCCAGCGCAUCCAGAACAUUACGAUGGAAGAGAAUGGCGGCCACCCCGUGAUCUACGGCAUUGACUCGGUGCAUGGCGCGAGUUACGUCGUGGGGCCCGUGCUGUUCCCGCACCAGAUCAACAGUGGCGCGAGCUUUGACGCCGACUUGGUCUACCAAGUGGCGCGCAUUACGGCUCGGGACACAGAGGCGGCAGGCAUCCCGUGGAUCUUUGCGCCCAUUCUCGACAUUUCGCAAAACACCAUGUGGGCGCGGACGCACGAGACGUUUGGUGAGGACCCGUACUUGGCCUCGGUCAUGGGCGUUGCCCACGUUCGCGGGCUCCAGAGCCACAACCAAACCGCAGCUUGUAUCAAGCACUUUAUCGGCUACUCGAAGACACCAACGGGUCAAGACCGUGACAAUGUCCUGGUCUCGGACUUUGAGCUGCUGAACAACCACUUGCCGUCGUUCAAAGCGGCAAUUGACGCAGGAGCGCUGUCCGUGAUGGAAAACUACAUCUCGCUCAACGGUGACCCCGUGAUUGCAAGCACGCGGAUUUUGAACGACCUGCUGCGCUCUGACCUCGGCUUUAACGGCGUGCUGCUCUCGGACUGGAACGAGAUCUACAACUUGUACGCCUGGCACCGCGUCUCGUCGUCUCGGGAAGAAGCUGUGGCCGUGUCGCUGAAGCAAACGUCGGUUGACAUCAGUAUGGUGGCGGAGGACACGGACUUUAUCGGGUACGCCCUCAACAUGUUGAAGGAGAACCCGGAGCAAGAAGCGCGUCUGCGCGAGUCCGUGAAGCGUGUGAUCAAGCUGAAGCUCCGACUCGUGACCAGGACCGAGCUACGGCGCUCCAGCUUGCCCGCGAGUCCAUUGUGCUGCUAUCGAACGACGAACGAUACCUUGCCGCUACCGAAGCAAGCCUCGGUCUUCCUCACCGGUCCUUCGUCGGACAAUGUCGGGUACCAGUGUGGAGGCUGGACGUACACGUGGCAGGGCUACUCGGGCAACGAGAUGUUCCCACACGGCAUUUCAGUGCGCAAAGGGCUCGAGAAUCUGGUUGGCAACGACUCGUUCACGUAUUUCAACGCCCUUGACAUCAACGGGAACAUCGACGAGGCCAACUUGACCCGGUCCAUCCAGCUUGCCCGCCAGCACGACUACACUGUUGCUGUCAUUGGCGAGCCCAAUUACACCGAGAAAACGGGUGACAUCAACAACCCGGCACUGCCUGAAGGACUGGAGGACUUUAUCGAGGCUGUUGCUGUCAAUGGUACGAAGGUCAUUGUGGUGCUGCUCGGGGGUCGUCCACGUCUGCUCGGGUCGAUCCCGAGCAACGCGCAUGCUGUUAUCAACGGUAUGCUGCCGUGUGAGAUGGGUGGGCAGGCGAUUGCUGAGAUCCUGUACGGGGACGUGAACCCGAGCGGGAAGCUGCCGAUCUCGUACCCGAUGCACCCGGCGACCGUGACGAUCCCGUACAACCAUCUCGUGACAACGCGCUGUCAGUGGGACAACUGCCAGAUGCAGUGGGAGUUCGGCACCGGUCUCAGCUACACGCAGUUCAACUACUCGUCGAUUGCGAUCGACAAGAAGAUCAUCAGUAGCGCUGCUGACACGUUGACCGCUACUGUCACGGUCACGAACGUCGGCGCCGUGCCUGGCAAGGAGACUGUCAUGCUGUUCCUCAUCCAGCCGUUCCGCAAGAUUUCGGUCCCGAGCAUGAAGAUGCUCAAGAAGUUUAAGAAGAUUGAGCUCCAGCCGGGCGAGUCGAUGGAGGUGUCGUUCACGCUGUCGUCGGCCGACUGGAGCGUGUACAAGCCGGAGAUUGGAACGGGUCUGUCGCGGGUCGUUGAGGACACCGAGUACGUGGUGGCCUUCAAACCAGACACGCGAUGCGACGUGUACGCGGACUUUGUAAUUCCGAUGAACAUCACGAACCCGUUGUGCGCGUCGUUUAGCAUCAACACCGCCGGCGGUGCCAAUGUGAGCAGCGCCAGUCCUCUGCCGUCCACCGGCGUUGCCACUGGAAACAGUGCCAGUCCUGUGCCGUCCACCAGAGUUGCCACUGGAAACAGUGCCAGUCCUGUGCCGUCCACCGGUGUUGCCACAAUAAACAGUGCCAGUCCUUUGCCGUCGACCGGUGUUGCCACUGGAAACAGUGCCAGUUCUCUGCUUCCCGUCAGUGUGGCCGAUGUGAGCAGCGGUGGCCUUUUGCUAUAG
Messenger RNA from Hyaloperonospora brassicae, 2505 nucleotides. NCBI's taxonomy places the organism in Eukaryota, Oomycota, Peronosporomycetes, Peronosporales, Peronosporaceae. The record is from the annotation of a GenBank genome assembly.